Molecule: messenger RNA, 3147 nt
Organism: Cladocopium goreaui
Lineage: Eukaryota; Dinophyceae; Suessiales; Symbiodiniaceae
Source: the annotation of a GenBank genome assembly
GUGUUCACCCUUCUUCGAAAUCAGCGAACUGAAUCUACUCGGGGGUGUCGGCACUUGGAGCUAUUUGGCGAGCCAGUUUGCAACAAAGGUUUCUUGAAACUCCUUGCUAUUGGCAAGUUGCGCUUUCAAAGGCUAUGCGCUCCUGCUCGGGACCCUCAAGUCUUAGAUUGCCCUGUGGACCAGCGCUAUACUCCAAAGGGGCGACAGGGUACUGAGAAAGAGCAAAUCGUUUUUGAUUUUCUUCAGGGGUUGUACUCUACAGCAGCUGAAAAUUUACCGGGCUGUCCAUCAGCAAGCAUGUCCAACAAAAGACCAAGACAUGGAUCGUGCAAACGGGACGACCCUGACAUGGACCGUUCUCAAAUUCGACACCUCCCUCCAGGGACCAUCCAGGACUACCUCAGGUUGCUACAAGCUGACCAUCCUAAUGUCAAGUUCUCAGCCAAUCUUUUUGCCAGAGUUUGGGGAGAGCAUUUUAUGGACAAGUUGAGAAUCCGUGGGUCCACCCACCACAGCAAGUGUUCUGUUUGUGUGCGACACCGUCUGAUUAUCAGACGGGUUGGCAAGGGCACAGCUCGUUUGGGACAACUCAUGGAGUACAGGACAAAACGCUUUUGCAGCGAUCAAGAGUUUCAGCCAGGGAACUUCCUCUACUUACCUGCCUCUGUAGCUCAGCGGCUGUGUGAGAUUGGAGGACCACCAGGCCAAGAACCGUAUUGCAUGGAGAGUGCUGCCAGUGAGAUGGAAGCGCUAUCCUUGGGGAACCUUGGAGCUUUUCACAGGUCUUUACCCACUGCUGGACCUGCUGUUGGACGUGCAGAUGUGCUCGGAGUACCCAACCAGUUGAACAUCGUUGCGGCACAGCUUCUGCGCGAGGACCGUGUCCGCUACAAGACUGCACGGGAGAGACAAAUUUUGUAUGAAGCAGCGAUGCCACCUCAAAAACGAAAUAGUGGAGCAUCAGAUGGAAAUGGCUCCAAGGCAAAGAAGGGGGACCAGAAGCUUCCGUCCAUAGCUGCUGAUUCCUUGAAGAUGCCACACAUGAAGCUCUUCAAUGACUGGCUGACUUAUGCGACGCAAUCAGCUUUCAUGUCGCCGGGGCCCUUUCACUUUCGCCCCUUCAUGUUGCCACAUCGUCAUGACUUUGGCUUACGUGGUACUGCAGACUGGGAAAUUGUGCGUUUGCUCACGCAGCUCAUGGUUCUGAAGGGCUGUCUAACCUGCCCGGACCUGCCAGGAUGUGAGAAGUUGUGUGUGACACCGGUUCAAAAGAGUUGGUUAAAGGAACCGGCACAUGUUGUGACUUGUGCUGAUCUUGGUAUCGACCCUUUGCUGCUUGGACCGGGCCAAGCCUUCAUGGUCAAGGGCUGGAACCGUGCCAUUUGCUGCCUGAUCGUGAUGCUGGCCACAUAUGAAUGUGAGGAGCUGCGUCAGGAAAUGGAAUCACAUUCCAGCGUAGCAGCCUGUUACAACGUGGGGAGGAAUGAGGCUCAGGCCGCGUGCAAUUUGCUGCAAAAGAUCGACAGAGAAAUCCGAAACCGUUUGGAAGAGCUUGUCAGGAGAAUCUUCAAAGGAUCUGCGGCGCAUAUCUUGCACAAUGACCUGAUGAAUUUGCUCAACGAUUCCGUUCCACCGGCGGACAUUGACCGGGUUCAGAUCUUCAAGUCCCAAAUGGCUAAGUUUGUCCAAAAGGCAGCUGAUGAGAAGGUGAAUCGCGCGGCAGAGCUAGCAGCACAGCUGAAACAAACCAACUACCAGCAAACGCUCCUGAACUUGGAGAAGGAUGAGGAAACACUGCUCAACUGGGCACAGCAGUUUAAUCUGUUUGCAUCCCAGCAGGGUGGUUUGGACCUGAAAUACCUCGAAGACCGCUUUCUUCGAGGGAAGGAAGCAGUGAAACGGAUCCUGGCCUCCAAGCACAGCUACAGCUUGCAUGGCUCUCUCAACCUCGCGCAUGCGGACUUGGUGCAGAAGCAAGCGGAACUGGGAAGUCAAGUGCUCUAUCUGUUGAUGAAGCUGUGUCACUGUGCCAAGCUGUCGCCAGUGGCAACACUGGUCCAACAGCGAGGCAUUCCAGCUUGCAAGGACAUCAUCUUGAAGCUUUUGGAUGGCGUUGCUGAAAAUGACACACCGGUUCUGAUCGUGGAUGCGUUGCCCAACAGGUUCUCGGAAUGGAGCUUCGCUACCUGGGACCUGCAGCUUGAGAAGAUGAAUGGGGGAACUGGGCCAAAUUUCCAUUUCAUGGGCCUUUACCAAUCUGAUGAUGGGGGCGUGAUGAAAACAACCAAAGAAACUAUGGUGGGCAAAGUGAUGUCAGCCUGGUGGGACCAAUCGGAGGAGGCAGGUCCCAAGACACGUCCCAACUGUCAGUUUUCUGUCCCGCUGCCAGCGCUGGAUGUGCUCGCACUUUCGGAUGGAAAGCUCAAGAUCCCCGACCUGGUGCUGAACAACUACAGCGGGGCGCACCUCGAGGAACUCAAGAAGAAGGAGGAGGUCCUUGCAAGCAAUGUUCGGUUGACUGCGGCUUUGAAGGGAAACUACGCAGGUACUCUCGCAUCAGAGACGGCUACUGGCCAAACUCAGAACGUGGGUCAAGGUGGACCUGGAGGAGCCAGAACUGUUGCUUCUCCAGACUGGGAUGGUGACCAUCCGCCAUGUUUUGAAACCCGUGUGACGUUUGAAUCAACUGCAAUUGAUGCCUUUGAUGCUGGAGUCCAGUUGAUUUGCCAAGCCAAGAUGAACAGCGUGGCUGGAUUGCAAAUUGCCCGGGCCAAUGAUGGCAAUUUCUACUUGGUCAACAGGGGAGAUGCCAUGCCAGACCACCUGCCGUGGGUGGUGCGCAGUGACAAGCAUGUGAUUGCUUUGGUGAAGGGGACGGAAAAAACUGUCAUGACAGUCGCUGAUGUGAUGUGUGACAUCACCAAGACCCGGGGCAUCACGGAGGUCCAUGUUGCAGACCAUGAUCUCUCCCCAACUCAGAAGGAGGAAAAUGGUACCAUGAUCCCUCGCCACUUCCGCUAUGACAUCAAACCAAAGGCAAAGAUCCAUGCCUUUAAGCCGAAGGAACUGAAUGCCGAUGCCGAAAGUCUCAACCUGCGAAGCUCAGUGAUGGGAGCUUUCUUCCAUACUUCUUUGGACAAACUGCCG